Clupea harengus (Atlantic herring) is the source of this 2674-nucleotide messenger RNA. Its product is annotated as transcription termination factor 1-like. The coding region runs from base 555 to 2180 and encodes 541 amino acids. The transcript is spliced from 10 exons. Gene Ontology annotation, biological process: termination of RNA polymerase I transcription. Gene Ontology annotation, molecular function: chromatin binding. The record is from RefSeq and is a predicted model, not a curated record. Gene Ontology annotation, cellular component: nucleolus. Lineage: Eukaryota; Metazoa; Chordata; Actinopteri; Clupeiformes; Clupeidae.
AUAACUUGGGCAACUCUGACUUACUUUCCUCUUCCUCGGAAAAAAAACCCCUCCUUUUGUCCAUCUCUGUGGAACAGUCGAUGAUGUCUGAAACCAGGUGCUAGCGCGACACUUCGCUCAAAGAGUAUAUCUGCGUGCGUGAUUAGGCUAUGUGUAGGAAACCAGGAAAACGCGGAGUGGAUUUCUAUUGCUAUGGGUAUUCCCUCUACUGAUAAAGUGGAACGGAUUUGAUUGUGAAGCAAUGGAAAGAACGCUGGACUAUCUACAGCUAGUAGACCAGCCAUGCACUAAUAUUUUGAUGGCAAAUGUGGGGGGGUCCAAACGACUUUUUUUUUCAAAGUGAGGGGGACGUGACCCCCCCCAAGUUAUAUUGUGGCGACGCCCAUGCCUGAACCACUGAUGACUGAUGAUUUGAAUCUGCUUGCUUCUGAUUCUAUCUGCCCCAGUAAACUGCAGAUCAGUUUUAAGUGGCACAAAGAUUCAGUGAAGACACGUGGAUUUCCAUGUUCCUUUAUUCACGCUGUUAGAGGGGGAAAAAACGACUUGAGGUGACCAUGACGGAGGCAGAGCUGGUCUUUCAUAAAAAGAAGAAGAACAAGACCAAGAAGCAACUUUUAGAGGCGGUGCCGGAGCCCGGCAAACCUCCUGAGACAACCACUACGGGUGUCGACUCUCAUAAGAAACAUAAACACAAAAAGAAGAAAACAAAGAGUGAGAAAGAUGACUGUAGACCCGAGGGCCAGUGUGACACAAGAGAAGGGCAACUCAAAAAGAAAAUGAAACACGAUGCAGAGAACGUAAGUGUGACACAGGAGGCUGCAGAUGCUGCUGCUCCUCAGGAGAGAGAGGUGAAGAAAAAGAAGAAGAAAAGGAGAAUUGAAGAGCCAGACCGUCCUGGAGAGAACUCAGAAGCAGAGGCGGCACUCACAGCGGUGCAAACCAACCUUGAACCAGUCCCCCAGAAACGAGUGAAGCGCAAGGUGAAGGUCAGAAAGACACACACACAGCCUGCUGCAGACACACACUCUCCCACAGACGCACGGCUUCACCCAGAUGAUGUGCCUAAAGCGCCUGUGCUGGACAUUGACGAUGCCAUCCGGCAGGAGAUCCUGGAGUUCAUGCCUCGCUUCACGUUUUGCAACACCGUCGAUGUGAAGAAUGUCAUCAGGUACGACCUGCCCCGCUUCAGGGUAUACAAGAAGCAAGGGAUCCCUCUGCGAACAGGAUGGCUCACCGCGGCCGAGAACAAGCAGCUUAAACAGAACGUGAAGGACUUCCUGGCCGUUUCCGGGAUCGACAGCGAGUUCAAGCUUUUUAGACCCCAACGCUUCCCAGAUGAGAUGGUUACCAUCCGAAGGCUGAAGAGGAAGUUCAACUUCCUCAGGAGUUUAUGCGCUGGGAUCCCUCGUUCCUGGAUAUCUAUAUUGAAACGAGCCAGGAACUUCUGCAACAGGGAGAAUUACUUGGGGAGGUUUACAGAAGAUGAGAACAAGGUCUUGAAGAAUCUGUAUGUGCUGCAUGGGUCAAACUGGACGACCAUAUCAGACAAGAUGGGCCGCAGUGGUGCUGCCGUGAGGAAUCGAUUUUGCCAGAUGUCUGAGGUUUAUGGGCCAUGGUCAGAGGGAGAGUUUAAGGUCCUCCUGACGUGCUUACACCAGCAGCUGCUGAAGAGGGCUGAGCCUGGAGGAGAGGGCGACGACGGGUCUGCGGUCAUCCAGAAGAUGGACUUGUAUAAGAAACUGGAGUGGAGCCGUGUGGCCAAGCAGGUCCAGACUCGCAGCUGGUUGCACUGCAAGCACAAGUGGAUGACUUACCUGAAGGGUAAAAUGAAGACUGGUGGAAAGAUCCAAGGGAGGAAGAGCAUAGAGGGGCAGAUCCAGCUGAUCAAAGCGAUCAAUGAAAUGGCUGUGGAGGAAUCUUCAGACAUCGUGUGGGAUGACCUCACUCAUCUCUUUGGCAACACCCCACCUGACUACUUACAAAAGAGGUUCUACCAGCUUAAGGUGACCUAUAUACCAGACUGGAACAGAAAGUCUUUCUGUGACAUCAUUGAUUUCCUGUAUGAGAAGACCCUGCCAAAGCUGGAGGAGGACCUGAAGGGCUGUAAGGAUGAUGAUGAUGAUGAGCCCGCAGAGCUGCGACAGUCUUACAAGCUGUCAGAGAUCUUCCCCAACCUCUGAAACACCCCAACGCCACCCCCACUCAUCACCAGAGAGACAAGUCACUCUUCCAAGCUGUCAGAGAUCUUCCCCAACCUCUGAAACACCCCAACGCCACACCCACUCAUCACCAGAGAGACAAGUCACUCUUACAAGCUGUCAGAGAUCUUCCCCAACCUCUGAAACACCCCAACGCCACACCCACUCAUCACCAGAGAGACAAGUCACUCUUACAAGCUGUCAGAGAUCUUCACCAACCUCUGAAACACCCCAACCCUGACCCCACUCGCCUAACCUCCUCACUAGGGGCCGUGUGAAGUUUGAAACACUAGUGACUGAAUUAACAUUUAAUUGCUCAGGCCUUUUCCAAAGAAGUUCAGAUAUUUAUAAAUGAUUGAAGAAAAUAUUAGCUUUGUCAUUUUUUUUUUUACAUUUCCUGAAACUGGUGUAUUUUAGUAUUUUUGUAAAAUGUAUUUUUAUGCACUGAGUUCAAUAGUAAAUGAAGGAGUUUUAAA